Messenger RNA from Plasmodium knowlesi strain H, 1047 nucleotides. Its product is annotated as ribonuclease H2 subunit B, putative. The transcript has a single exon. The coding region runs from base 1 to 1047 and encodes 348 amino acids. The record is from RefSeq and is a predicted model, not a curated record. NCBI's taxonomy places the organism in Eukaryota, Apicomplexa, Aconoidasida, Haemosporida, Plasmodiidae.
AUGGAGGAUGGGAAGAAUGCGUUUCUGUUCCACCUGUUCUCCUCCCCAGAGAGCGAGCAGGCGGGAGAACAAAAAGCCAAGGUGACAAAUUACAGGUUCAUCAAAUUGCCAAGCAUAAGCGAGCCACAUAAAUGUGUAUUAUACCACUACAAUGAAAGGAACAAUCUCCUCUACCUGCUGGAACGGAAUUACUACAAUCCCAAAAUUGAGUCAAUAAAACAUGAAAAUGAAAAAAUAAACAAAAGUUGCGUGUCCCUUUUUAUAAAUAAUUACGCUGUGCAAAACGAUUGCAGUUUUUUCUGUUAUCCCAUCGAUGCAAUUUUUCUCUUCAUAAGUAUCAUUUAUCAAAAUUCCACCAGUAACACGUAUACCACACUGGGGGAUUACCUAGACAAUGUUUUAAAAGACAAAGAGAAGAAGGAACAAAACGAAAUAAGGAAAAAUUUCUUUUUCAUUUUUAGCGAAAAUGUAAGUAACAUCAAGGAGAGGAUAAAAAAUGUCUGUGACGAAUGUUAUGAAAUGGGUAAGAAUUAUUUCAAACCGAAUUUAAAAAAAGUUCAAAAUUUUUACAAUCUUAAAUGUAUUAAUUUAUUCAAUUAUAUUAUUGAGAACAAAAUUAUUUUCUCUGAUUAUGCACACACUGUGGAGGAGGAUAUUUUAAAGAAACACAAUGCUGACAUGGAUCUCCAUGCGAAUACAAUAUCCAAAGUUAAAAAGAAUAAGUUGAAACAAAUCCAUGUGUAUGAUGAAUAUAAAAAAUUGGUAGACUCAUAUGUUAUACAAUUUAAUAAAAAGUACUACAAAUUUUGUGGAUCCAAUUUAAGAACUUUUGUUUGGCUAAUUGUCAAGGGCUUCAUGAGUUGGUCUUUGACUGAAAAACUCACACCCCGUGAUAUACAGGAAAAAUUGAGCAAAAUGAAGGAGGACGAUAAAAUGAAGAAAAUGCAACAAAAUAAUACUUCCUCAAAAGGGAAGAAACACUCCCUGCAACAGCCCAGAAAUCAGCUGAUGAUCGAAUCCUUUUUUAAAAAGAAAAAGACCAAGUGA